AUGGGUUACACUCAAGCCAUAAUGGAACGCUUGGAUGUGGGUCAUCCGUUUAUUCAAGAAAUUUUACAGGUGGUGGUUUUUGGGUUAUGGAGGCUGUGGAAAACAAGAAAUAGUGCAGUGUUUGAAGGCUCUGUCAUGGACCCUACAACGAUGGUGGGAUGUCUCCAUGCGCAGGUGCAAGAGUAUCGGGCUGCCCGGAUGGCUGCCAAGCCAUUGAUUAACAAGUUACCCCGUCCGCCAGAUCGUGUUCAACAGAUGCCUACUGCGUGGACUAAGCCGCCACAUGGUUGGGUUAAGGCUAAUUGUGACGGAGCUUGGCUACAGCAGACGCAAAAGGGAGGGGUUGGUUGGGUUAUUAGAGAUUCUGAUGGGUGGCUGGUCAGACAGGGGUGUAGGGGGAUUAUGGGGUAG
Prunus armeniaca (apricot) is the source of this 411-nucleotide messenger RNA. The record is from the annotation of a GenBank genome assembly. Lineage: Eukaryota; Viridiplantae; Streptophyta; Magnoliopsida; Rosales; Rosaceae.